Molecule: messenger RNA, 757 nt
Organism: Darwinula stevensoni
Lineage: Eukaryota; Metazoa; Arthropoda; Ostracoda; Podocopida; Darwinulidae
Source: the annotation of a GenBank genome assembly
CUCCCCCCCCCCCCCUCCACUCUCCUCCCAAAUCAGGCAUCGAGUUGUCAUCGGAGCACUUUGGUUACCCAUUCCUUUUUUUUUCUGCUCCAUAAUUCGUCUUGGUCUCCGUACAAUGGAGUUUGACUUGAGAAAGUUGCGAAGGAAGAUGAGAGAGGAUCACAGUUUUCAUUCUGCUAUGCUUUGUAUACUUCCGCAUGUCCUUUUUUUUCCAAAUGGAGAACGGCAAUGACCCGAAUCCAUUAUUAAACUCAAAACUUAGCGUCAUCCAAGUCUUUUCCCUUCGACCGAACCACCCAACAGGCACGAGACGAGAGGCAACAUCAAUCGAUUCAUCGAUCUCUCUCACACGACCUCGAUUUUCUGUUCAGACCCUCCGCCGACGUAUCUGAGAGACUAUGGGGAACUGGUGAUCGCCCUGGAGCAAGGUUAUCACGUCUCUGCCAUCUUCAACGGCCGACUCUGCACCAACGACUUCGAGGGAGAUGAUCCCGUGGUAGUAGUGCCGAUGGACCCGUGGAGCCGAGGAGUAGCCACCGACGGAUCCUUCGACUUCGUCACCUUCGACCAUUACGUCAUGGCACCGAACGGAGAAUUCCUGGUCUACGCCGGAUCCGUGGAUUCGACCGGGAACGCGACGCUGCAGUUCCUCUGGCUGUCCGAGUCGGAUGCCUCCAUCCACCAGAGGAAUUCCAUCGUCUGCGACAUCGAGAGCGGCGCUUACUUCGUGCAGAAGCGACAUCUGCAUCCCGAGUGA